Messenger RNA from Frankliniella occidentalis (western flower thrips), 3640 nucleotides. RefSeq names its product scavenger receptor class B member 1. Gene Ontology annotation, molecular function: scavenger receptor activity. Gene Ontology annotation, cellular component: cytoplasm; membrane. The transcript is spliced from 9 exons. The record is from RefSeq and is a predicted model, not a curated record. NCBI's taxonomy places the organism in Eukaryota, Metazoa, Arthropoda, Insecta, Thysanoptera, Thripidae. The coding region runs from base 713 to 2500 and encodes 595 amino acids.
AUUCCCUCGCGCCUCGCCCGCCGAACACUUCACACGGCUCCCCUGUCGCGCGUUCAGUCAUUCAGUCCCCGGCAUCGGCCCGCGAGUGACACGCGCCCUCUCCCACCUUCUCCCUCUCUGUCUCUCCCUCCCUCUCUCUUCCCCGCAAGCGUGCGCCCCCCUCGGCAACCCACCGCGCAUCAUCGCUCCAGCAACCGGGAAGGCGAACAACUGGAUAAGUUCCAAAGUGCCAACGGGAGGAAGACAGCGACCUGCUGGACGCAAAGCGCGCUCCGCAGCAAGGAGAAGCAGUGGCCGGAGCAGCAGACGACGCGGGCAGCGCGCUCUCACGGCGGGGCGUCUCCAGCGGCGGCGUGCCGGCUCGACUCCGCCGGCCGAACCGAACCGACCCGCGCGGGCAGUCGGACUCGGACUGGGAAGGGAGCGAGCGCGUCGCUCACGAGCCCUUUCAGCCAUCCGUGUCGUGUUGGUGCUCGGUGGCGGUCGUCGCGGUCGUCAAGCACACCGAGUGCCUCUACGACGCACGCGAACGCGCGCGCGCGUGUGUGUGUGUGUUUGCGUGUGGUGUCAAUGUGCGCGCCUGCUCGCGACCAAGUCGAGUAGUGCAACAAGUGGUGAAGUUACUGUGUGAAACUGGCCCCAUUCUUCGGGCAUCCAAGAGACCGUCACCUGCUCCCCUUCGUCGCCCCCAACUGACCGAGGCUUCGCCGUCAUGAACAACACCGUGUCCACGGACCUGAACGCGCUGGCGUCGGACGACCCGGACUGGGGCUCCAAGACGUCGCUCAACGACGGCAGCAUGGAGCUGAUGCUGCCGGACGGCAGCGACGAGGCGGACCAGCGCUCCGUCACCAAGAUGAUCCCGUCGGAGGGCAAGCAGGGCGGCCGGCACGACACGCUGCCCUUCGUCAAGCAGUGGAGCUACGCGAUGCACCGCAUCCCCACGACCCGGGAGGCGUCCAGGAUCACGCUCAAGGCCAAGGCGCGCUUCCAGCAGGACCUCGGGCUGCGCGGCUACCGCGCCCUCGACUGCAAGCGGAAGGCGGGCAUAGCGGGCUUGUUUGUGGCCUUCUUGUUCUGCCUGGCGGGCACCACUGUCAUGUGGUGCACGUCCCUCUUCCAAGACCUGGUGACGGGGACGAUGGUCAUAUCCAACUCGUCCAACACCUGGGACUGGUGGCGGGCGCCGCCGGUCAGCCCGCUGCUCAUGGUCUACAUCUUCAACUACACCAACGCGGACACGUUCGGCCAGGACGGGCAGAAGCUGCGCGUCAAGGAAGUGGGGCCCUUCACGUACAGGGAGACGACGGAGAAGGUGGACUUCAAGUUCUACGACAACGCCACGCUCUCCUACCACGAGAAGAAGACGUAUGAAUUCCUCCCCGAGAUGUCGGCCUACCCCGAGAGCGCCAAGGUGUACGUCCCCAACAUCCCCUUUCUGAGCGCCGUGGCUGCGGCUCGCGACCGAAACUUCAUCGAGCGCUGGGGCAUGAACAUGAUGCUGCACAGCUUCGACUCGAAGCCCAUCCUCCACAUCAACGUGCGCGACCUGCUGUUCGGCUACGAGGACCGCAUCUUCAACGUGGCCAAGUUGACGGCCAUCAACGGCCAAAUACCCUUCCAAAAGUUUGGGCUCAUGGUGCCGAAAGUGGGCGUGUCUGAGCACGAGAUCACGAUGCACACGGGCGCCGGCGACAUGAGCCGGCUGGGCCAGAUCGUCAACUUCAACGGCUACGACAACCAGGGCGUGUGGCGGUCCGACGAGUGCAACGCCAUCCAGGGCAGCGACGGCUCGCAGUUCCCGCCGCCCUCUGUGUCGCCAGAGGCGCGCCUCUGGGUCUACAACCGCGACAUGUGCCGCCGCCUGCCGCUCGUCUUCAACGAGUACACCGAGGCGCAGGGCAUGCCCGCCUACCGCUUCGGCAUGCCGGCCAACGUGUUCGACAACCCGCGCGACAACCCCGACAACGCCUGCUUCUGUCACGAGGACGACCCCAGCCUCUGCCUGCCCAGCGGCGUCUUCAACGCGUCCGCCUGCAACCUGAACGCGCCCGUCGUGAUGUCAUUCCCGCACUUCCUGCACGGCGACCCCGCGCUGCUGCACAACGUGGAGGGCCUGAAGCCGCAGCCCGGCCAGCACGACAUGUUCGUCGACAUCCACCCGAAGCUGGGGCUGACCCUGGGCGGAGUGUCGCGCCUGCAGGUCAACGUGCAGGUGCGGCGGGCGGCGGGCGUCCUGGGCCAGACCAUGAGCCACUUCAAGGACCUGAGCAUUCUGCCCGUGGCCUGGUUCGAGCUGAAAGUGACGGAGUUCCCGCCGCCGCUGAAGAACCUCCUGUACCACGCCACGUUCACGGUGCACAUCCUGGAGCUGCUCCUCAUGUACGGCUUCCUGGCCGGCGGGAUCGCGUCGGCGGCCGUGCUGUUCCGGCGGCUGUGCCUCCGGGAGCGCGGCACCCUGGACCUGUCGGCAGAGUCCCCCGACUCAGACUCGUCGUGAGGUGAAGUGUGUGAAGCGUGACGUUUAGAAAGCCUCUACAGUAUUCACUCAUCUCAGGACGCGUUUGCCUCCGCGAGGUCCCUGCCGCGAGGUCGCGAUGCGGGGCUGGUUUUCCGAUUCGCGACGGAUCGCUGGCAUCGUGGUUUUUAAUGUUUCUCAUUUUCUACUUGGGUAAGCGAAACCAAGAGAAAUUUGAGCAAUAUGAACUGGGGCUGCUUGCUCGGGUGCGGGGCGCAGGGCGCUUGCGAAGGAUCCGUUGAGGGGUCCAAUUCAGUAUUUGUUAAAGUCUGCCUGCGUGUGUGUGUGUGUGCUUGUGUGUGUGAGAGAGAAUAUGUGUACGUGUGAGAGAGCGCGCUCUUGCGUGCGACUUCUGUGAGCCAUCGCCUUAAAACGUCCCAAGUAAUAAAACAUUCCAUUGGACCCCUCGACCGAGUCGUCGAAUAGCCGUUGACCGGCAUUUUGUGGUGUUUUAACCCAAUCUGAUAGUUUGAUAGGUGUUUGUGUUCUCUAAUACUCAAGUGUCGUUUACUCAGUACCUCUAAGGAACGCCUGCUCAAUGGGCUUAAUAGCCCAGAUGUCUCAAGCUGCCUGGCCUGGUCGACAGGCCUACGGGACCACCCUUAGCUUUAAUUUAGGGUGCUCAGCACUCCCCUGUACAAUAUCUUAGUUCAAAUAGAUUUUUUUAUACCUGGUUUUAAAUCAAAUUAUUUAGGUACCUGUAGUUUUGUACAACAUUGUUUUUCAACAAGUUACUAUUAGAGAACGAAUCCCUCCGAUUGUGGAUGAUUGUUAACAGCCUUUAAAUUGUUGACAAUUUUGUUGCUCUAUUUAUCUUAUUUAUGAUAUAAAAUGGCUGGAUUUUGUCAUACUAUGCUAUGUGAACUAAUAUCAUGGUAUUGUCGAUGAUAUUGCCACUUCCUGCAUUCUCUCUUAGACCCUGUUCAUUGUUAUGUUAUUUUUAGUGUCAGAUGUGUUUGUUGAAGCUGAGGUUGAUGCCAUAUGUUCAAUAUUUAUUUCGUCAUUUGUUAAAAAUAGUUGUUAUUCAUUAUGGUUAAGUGAUGCGGAGUAAGUGGUGGACUUUUGCCAAGCAAUGUGGAAUGACCACUGUCCAUAAAUAAUACAGCCCUUUUGUUACAACCA